Molecule: messenger RNA, 2517 nt
Organism: Magallana angulata
Lineage: Eukaryota; Metazoa; Mollusca; Bivalvia; Ostreida; Ostreidae
Product: protein Wnt-4-like
Exons: 4
Coding region: 680-1747 (355 amino acids)
Biological process (GO): multicellular organism development; canonical Wnt signaling pathway; cell fate commitment
Cellular component (GO): extracellular region
Molecular function (GO): frizzled binding; cytokine activity
Source: RefSeq, a predicted model, not a curated record
UCUCGAGUAACCUGCCAGACGUUUUUAUUUUCAAUCUGAAUGGGCGGGCGUGACGAGGUACACUGAGCAGCGCUUUGCUAAAUAUUCCGCCGAUAUUUUCAGAGACCUGUGACGAUUUAAGAUCAUUUAUUUAUCAACCAGGGACCCGGACCAAUCAGAUUCCACGCACGUCGAACUGCUUUCAUUCAUAUUCCCACCCCGGCAUUGCGUCUGUCAAAUUCCACUACUCCGCUACAAUUACCGUCACCCGAAGUUUUUAAAAAGAAAAACAUGUGAAAAAAUGGAUUUUUUAAAAUUUACCUGAGGAUAUAGACUUUUUACACGUUCUCUCUAAUUAACGUGCGGUUACUUUGAUCCCGGGGCAACGCGACCGAAUCAAAGGGACACUACAGCGAUCAGUUUGUUCCGUCUAGAUCUAAUUUAUGAUGUAUGUAAUUUUAUUUUGGAGGGAAAAUGUGAAAUAGACCUCUUCGGAAAAGGACGAUAUAGGUGUAAUAAAUUAUCUAUUUGACUCGGACUUAUCACUGCCGAUAUUCUCCCACCUUUAUUCUAACUAUCGACACCUUCAGACAUCGGUGAAGAAUUCGGCUGAAAUGUGUGAUAAUUUCUAAUAAGUGCUGCAAAGUUUUCAACGGGAAAUUGCUUCAGUUUUUGUUCCUGUAUAAUUUUUCCGAUCGGAAUGAAGACCCCUGAAGUCUCCUGGAUUGUUCUGUACCUGUUUUCCGGAAUUUACCUCGCACAGGCAUCAUGGUGGUACCUGGGAAUCAUCGGGUCCGUUCGACCGACUAUGAGGGAGAUUGUGACGUCAGAAAACAAGGAAACAAAUUGUGCUAACAUGAAUUUUCUGUCGGAAGAUCAGCGGAAGUUGUGUGGAAAAGAACGCCGCCUACCCAAAGUGAUCAGUGAUGGCGCGUCUUUAGGAAUCCAGGAAUGUAAACAUCAGUUUGCCAAUCGUCGAUGGAACUGUUCGACUUAUAACUCAACAGACGUAUUUGGUGGCAUUUUGAAAAAGAAAAUUCGUGAAAAAGCUUACAUUUAUGCUAUAUCGUCUGCUGGUAUCAUGUACAGCAUCACGAGGUCAUGCGCCAAAGGUGAGCUGGACAACUGUGGCUGUGACAUGAAAGUCAGGCGGAAGGAUACACAGGGGCAGUUCGAGUGGGGCGGGUGUUCCGAAAACACGAAAUAUGGCGCCAAAUUUUCCCGCAAAUUUGUGGACACAAAAGAGUCGACAACAAAAACAGCAACGUCACUGAUGAAUUUAUGGAACAACGAAGCCGGGCGGAAGGCUGUCAAGAUGAAGAUGGACCUUGUAUGUAAAUGUCACGGAGUCUCUGGAUCUUGUUCAAUCAAAAUCUGCUGGCAAAAGAUGAAAGAUUUUCGGUCAAUUGGAGCAUAUUUAAAAGACAAAUUUGAUGGCGCAAGCCUUGUUCAAUAUAUCAUACCAAAAAACAAGUUAAAAAGAAUCAGCAAAAAUAUGAAAAAGCCAACGAAAAAAGAUCUUGUAUAUUUAGAAGAAUCUCCGGAUUUCUGCGAAAAUAAUCCCGAAGCCGGGUCACUCGGAACAAAGGGAAGGCAGUGCGUGAAAGACGGUUAUGGACUAGAUGGGUGUAACUUGAUGUGUUGCGGGCGUGGUUACUAUACCACUGUCGAGGACAUUCGAGAAGACUGUGACUGUAAAUUUGUGUGGUGUUGCCGAGUAGACUGUAAAACUUGCACGCGCAAGGAGGAGAAACACUUCUGCAACUGAGAGAUUCUGGGACUAUAUUCACUGAGAAUUCCCGCCAAAAACCCUCCAUGUACCUUCAUGUACUUCUGAUGAAACCGAAACUCUGUCAUCGGUAAAUUAGAGAACACUGUAGAAAACAAGAGACACAACAAAGGCGUUCCGAACGAAAUUCAGAUGCAGGGUUAUCGAAACGUUCAUACUUCAAACAGUGUUUCAUGUAAUGUUAUGAUGUAUAAGAUAGGUAUUUUCGAGGCGAUUGAAAGAUUUGAAAGAUUCUGAUGUGGUUUUCAACAAUAUUUUCAGGAUGCGACCUUAUCUGAACCUCUGAACCGCCGAGUUCGGGAAUUCUUAGAACGGGUCGACAAUCUUAGACUCUCAAAGAAGAGAGAAAAAUGUGUGAACUUUGAUCAUAUUCAUACGGAGUUUUUACUGUUGAAUCUCUGAAAACCAAUUGGCUUGGUUAGCGAAAGAAAAAGGGAAAUUCCUGAAAGUUGACGGAAGUUUGUGUUGACAUUGCAAAUAUAAUAUGUCUUCCGCAGCUUGAGCAUCCUCUUUAAUUAGAUUGGAGGUUAAGUCGAUGAGAAAACUCGGACGUGAAAUGGACACGUAAUUCUCCUCAUCGAAAACAAGAAUCAAAACCGAACCGAACCACGGGUACACAUUGUAUUUAUUAUAUGUUAUAUAGAGUUAUUAUAUUUCCUUUGGUGUGCAUUGUUUUGUUAUUCGUGAAGUUUUACUACUGAACAACUGUCUUAAAAAUACUUUGUUAAUAAAUGAAGUACUACAUGUAA